UAGGAACCAACGCGUGAGAGGGGAAAAAAAAGCUGAAGAAAAACACUAGCCCAAGCAUGCGACAAGGCCUGGGUUCGAUGCCCAGUUUAAAAAAAAAAAAAAAAAAAAACAGAAGCAAAGAUGUCAGUGCUGCAAAGAUGUCUUAUCCGAAAGUAAAUUUCGGUUAUCUAUACCUUCCAAAUCCGGGAGAGUGUUUUGUUGUGGUUGUUUUUUAAGAGUUCUACGCAUCUGCGGAGACCUAGCUACCCUCAGAUGAAAGAAAAUCGCGCGACAGCUAGCGGGUUUUGGAUCAGAGCGUAAACGCUGAUAGAAGCCUCGAAGACCAAUCACCGCGACGUGGAGGCAGGAACCCUGGGGGUUAGAGGUUGGACGGAAGUUCCCGAGGCUUCCGGUAGUUUGCUUGGAAGGAGUUAUGGCCAAACAUCAUCCGGAUUUGAUCUUCUGCCGCAAACAAGCGGGUGUUGCCAUCGGGAGACUGUGUGAAAAAUGUGACGGCAAAUGUGUGAUCUGUGACUCCUAUGUGCGCCCCUGCACUCUGGUGCGAAUAUGUGAUGAAUGUAACUAUGGUUCUUACCAGGGGCGCUGUGUGAUCUGUGGAGGCCCAGGAGUCUCUGAUGCCUAUUAUUGUAAAGAAUGCACCAUCCAGGAGAAGGAUAGAGAUGGUUGCCCAAAGAUUGUCAAUUUGGGGAGCUCUAAGACAGAUCUCUUCUAUGAACGCAAAAAAUAUGGCUUUAAAAAGAGGUGAUCAGUGGGUGCCCCUGCCUCCCCCAUCAAGCUGCUGCAGCUGCCAAGAAAGACGCCUACUAUCACCAGCAGAAAGGGAGCAGAGCCCAGCAUGUCACCAAAACCACCUGCUAGUGUGUUGGCCCCUUGCCACCCUUUCCUCCCCUCRCCCAGACAAGGGUGGGGGUGGAAAAGGAUUCUUCAUAGUGCACUGACAGACAGUCCAAGAAAAACUAAUCGGUUAUUUAAUGGUUUUUCUUGAAUUUGAGAAGCAAGACUCUGUUCUCUAAAUUGAUUUGUCUUCUCUACACCAAGAGCUGAACAGGAAUAUCCUUGCAGUCAGCUGUCAGAGGAGCUGACUAUGAAUCUACCCCCCAGUAAAAAGCUUGUUCUUGCAGCAGCUCUGAUGGCAGUUGUCCUGAUGACCCUUCACUGUGUGGCAGUGAGCUAUCAGAACAAUAAAUGUGAUGUGAGCAUUUAAUCUUGUAACGCUUACCAGGUGGUGCUGGUUUCAUGUUAGUUUUCGUCUGAGAAAUUGGAAACCCUUUCUGCCGAUGUUGUUAAUAAAGUCAGUGUUUAUUUUCUGGUAGU
Urocitellus parryii (Arctic ground squirrel) is the source of this 1314-nucleotide messenger RNA. RefSeq names its product PHD finger protein 5A (gene Phf5a). The record is from RefSeq and is a predicted model, not a curated record. Lineage: Eukaryota; Metazoa; Chordata; Mammalia; Rodentia; Sciuridae. Gene Ontology annotation, biological process: mRNA splicing, via spliceosome.